This is a messenger RNA of Penicillium angulare, 2106 nucleotides long. Its product is annotated as putative C6 transcription factor (OTam). The record is from RefSeq and is a predicted model, not a curated record. The transcript is spliced from 2 exons. Lineage: Eukaryota; Fungi; Ascomycota; Eurotiomycetes; Eurotiales; Aspergillaceae. Gene Ontology annotation, cellular component: nucleus. The coding region runs from base 1 to 2106 and encodes 701 amino acids. Gene Ontology annotation, molecular function: DNA binding; DNA-binding transcription factor activity, RNA polymerase II-specific; zinc ion binding. Gene Ontology annotation, biological process: DNA-templated transcription.
AUGGCUACUGUCAUUACCAUCCAGCCUUCGUCAACGGCUGGCACGACUACCUCCUCGCCCUAUACCCAACCUCACCAUUCACCCGAUCUACGUCGUCGACCCCAGCCAACAACUUCCACACCCAACCUCUCCCCAUCGCCGAUCUCGGUCAACUCGACACUACCCCGAUCGCUGGGUCGGAAUGGAUCAAGUUGUGACGCUUGUCUCCGUAGAAAGAGUCGUUGCGCCAUGAACGAAUUGGUGAACAAGUGUUAUUCGUGUGACUUCCAUCGUCAAGAUUGUACCUUCACCUUAACGGCCGAAGCGGAAGCUCCAACCAAAAAGAGGAAGCUCUCGAACUCGGUACCAGACGUUGAAUCAGCUUCAGCUAAGCGACCGUCGACGGUUCAAUCAACACCUUCUGCUACAGAGGAAGUCCCUCGUCCGGGACAUAGUCACGCCAUGAUUCGCCCAGGCUUCUUUAACCAGACUACUCAACAUAUUGGUAUGACCACUGAGUUGGAGCCGGCACUAUUGGAGUUUCUGCCCCUAGACGAAUAUGACGAGUUCUCUGUCUCUUCAUCCCGAAUUCGGAGAUGUGCGGAUGAUUGUACAUUCAUGCGAGUGGUUAACACUGUUCCCGUUGGUGAUUCGCAGGCCGUCUCACUAGAUGCCAUUGAGAGCCUGGUUGCUCCGUAUGGCUCAACCUUGAUUGAAAAGUUCUUUGACCAUGUUCAUCCCUCCUUUCCUAUUCUGAUUGAAGAUGCAUUCCGUCAAUCAUACCGUGAACGUCGCCAAUUAUCACCUCUACUGCUUGCUGCUGUAUAUGUGUUGACAUUGAAGUUUGUGGAUGUCGGUGCUUCUUCGCAGAGAAGACCUGAUGCAGCUCGAUUGGAGAGCACAGCGUUAAAACUGCUCCUUGACUCAUUGCCUUUCCCCAGUAUCUCUACCAUUCAAGCUGGCUUGCUAUUGACUCAGAAGUCAACACUAGCAACGUCGUCUCUGAACGGUCAACUUGUGACUGCUGGUUUUGAGCUCGGUCUACAUCAGGACUGCUCAACCUGGCGGAUGAAGACGUGGGAGAAGGGUCUACGCAAACGUCUCGCAUGGGCUUUGUACAUGCAGGAUAAGUGGUCCGCACUGGUCCAUGGUCGCCCCUCGCAUAUCUUCGCCUUCAACUGGACUGUCAAGGAUCUCGUGGAGCAGGACUUCUCAGAUGCCUUCCUGUCCGGCACUGCCUCAGCACACGACGAAGCAGCUGUUGGCCACGGCCCUUUACUCUUCUGCCAUAUGGUAGCAUUGACAACCAUCUUGUCCGAUAUUCUCGACCGAUUCUACACCCUACAGGCCUCAGAGGACUUCAACGCCGCCGGGAACCAACGCACACGAAUCAUUCUGGAAAAAGCCAAGCCAGCCCAAAUCCGUCUAAAGGAAUGGUUUUCAUCCCUCCCAAACUCCUUGAAGAUGGAGUCCUCCAGCGGCGAGCUAGUCGAGACUAUCACAGAUGAGCAUGCGCGAAACGGAGCAUUGCAUCUCGCAUACUUCGCUACCGAAAUCACCUUGCACCGUUGCAUCGUCCGCUCCCUCGCUACAGACGGCACAGACUCCUACCUCGCUCAUAUCUGUCGCUCAGCAGCAAAGACUCGCCUCAUUUCCGCAAUGGACUUCGUCAACCGUCUCCGCCCCGCUCACCUGCGCUCUUUCUGGCCCGCUUCAGCACGAACUAAUUUCUCUCUUAUCGGAUCAUUCGGCAUGCUGCUGCGCAUCACUGCCCCCACUAACGAGGAAUCGGACUUCUACCGCGUCCGUCUAUGCGAGUACAGAUGGACACUCAGUGUCAGUCACAAGAACGCCGAGUUCAUGGGCUUUGCUCUCGAGAGUCUCGACAACGCAACGACACUUGACAAGCACGUCCCGGAGAAGCCGAGUAUCGAUGAGCUAAUCGCUUCAUCGAAACAAACCACCACUCGCUUCCCUAAUAUGCCUGGAUCCUAUGACGAGGCCAUGGGCGAUCCCGACGCUCUCGGCGGAACUGGCGCAUCGUCAUCUGUUAUCUCUGGUCUUGCUUCCCCAGCUACAUCGGUUAGUGACAUUGACGAUCAUGAUAUGUCCAUGCCACCUCUUUAA